UUUUUUCAAACAAAAUUAAGUAUAGUAUUCUUGCAGUAAAGGAGAAGGACUACUUGCUAUACACCCAGAAUUUGUCUGCUCGUCCCCUCGAGCGCAAGUGAACGCUAUACACAACGAAUACUUUUUAAUUUAGUUCAAGUUCAUUCUCUUUCGUAUUUAAGUUUAUCAAUUUGUUUUCUUUUACUUUUGCACAGUUUUGACAUAUUUACGCAGCAUUUCCAUUUGUAAUCUCUUCACUUACUUUCCCCAUAAAAAAGAAAGAGCAGCCCCCCGCUCAGGUAAUUUUCGAAUCAACAAAAAAAUCUCUCUCCAAAACUUACCGAAGAAAUCUUUUACCAAACGAUUUUCCAGAGCUUUCUACUGUGUACAUUAAAAGAAAAAAAUCACAAAAAAAUAAAAAAAGAGGCGCCAAAGCAAGCAACUACCAAAAAACAAAAAAACAAAAAAAAAUCGAAGUAAGUUUUUACAGACCUAAUCUGCUGUGUGCAUUAACAAAAAAGAAAAAAGCCACAAAAAAACAAAAAAAAGACGCCAAAGCAAACAACUACCAAAAAACAAAAAACAAAAAAAAUCGAAGUAAGCUUUUACAGACCUAUUAAAUUUUGAAGCGGAAGAAGCAUUUAUUCAUUUCAACCAAGCGAGCUUUAAACUUAAACACGACCAACACAAAGCAGGUUCAGAGCAAGCAAAAAUCUUCAGUCCACAGUUGGAGCUACUUUUCACCUUCUAGUACGACCUAAACGAACAGCACGACCAUGAAAACGCGCCCGAACAAACCGAUACAGCUGGUGCUGCAGCUGCCAGCGCAGUUGCUUCUGCAUUCCACAACUUCCGGGAGGUUGUUGGUGUUACCGACUUUCGCCGCUGCUGCAGAGGGAAAUGAGCCUGCGUCGGUACUAGACACUCCGCUCGGUGGUCGUGAUCAUCAUGCCGUCGGUGACAAUUUCUUUUUUGGGAACGGCACCGCUAUCAGCAUGCUGCAGCAGUUAUACUCUGCCGUCAAGACCACGGCUGUUAUCACGUGGGACGAUUUUUUCGGUCCCCCUUCAUCUUCUCACUUCAACAGAAACGUAGAUGUUUUUUUUUGCAUGUUUCUGUUUCCAAAACAAGACGUUGGUUUCUGCUGCUUUAGUUUUUCUUGCUGCCUCCACAGGGCGUCGCUCGUCUAAGCGGACCGUCAAUACAGCUGCAUAGAGUAGUUGCAGAUGUAUAUAACUUUUCUUUGCUUAGGACAAUUGAAGAGAGAGAGACGUAGGGGGAACCGAUUGCGCAUCAGCAUACCUUUGUCCUUCGGCCGGAAUCUCCCGGAAGGCCACGACAGUUCCCACGAGCCGGCACGCGAAUCGCCUUCGCCAACCUACGAGUUCAAGGAGGAUUAUCGGCCGCGGCUGCGAGGAAGCAAACGCAAGAAACAGAUGCCCACUGAUGAUAUGGAGCAGGGAGCCGGGUGGAAAUUUUCAAAUUGGAGGUUUUCGAGUCUAGUUCUGUGUGGCAAGUCAAUUUGGAUGCUUGAUGCAGCUGGAUAUUGCUAGACUACAGAGAAAGCACACAAAGACGGUUUGCUAGGCCUUCGCUAAUUGGCAAUAUCAGGCUUGGACUGGCCAAGGCGUGCUAGUUCCGCUUCUCUCUCGAAACUUGCUCGGAAUUCCCAAGCUUUCUCGAAGAGCUUAACUAAACAGAACCCCUAGAAGAACUAGGCUGCAAGAUGACGAACAGUUCGGUUUUGUGUUGCAGACAGUUGUAAUUAACAGUUCUACAACAGAUCUUUCCUACAUCCACUUUGAGAACCUCCCCCCCUGACGCUUCCAUAAUUAAAGAGUUGUCUCGCGGGAGCAUUUUGGACCAAGUUCAGCCCCCAGCGGAGACGAACAGUCGUGGCGCAACGGAAGGAUCGGUGGAUGAACACCAGCACAAAUCUUCCGCGCUGGAAAAGGGGAACAAGGGAGACUCUUCUGCUGGGGCGGCACAGGAGAAGCAGGGCGAGCACCAGCCUGAUUCGUCUGUCUUGCAGGAGAAGGAACAACAGCCGGUCGGGGAGCAACCGGUGACGAAGCCGGAAGAGAAGCCGGCGGGUGAAGAAACGGGGAGGGAGAAACCCGCUGACAUGGGAAAGACCUAUGACAAACCGAAAAAAGACUCUCUGACGGAGAACACCGGCACGAAGGAAAAGCAAGACGCAGCUGGCACGGUCUCUGGUACCGACGAUAUUUUCUUGUUGUCAAUGAAUUUUCAAUCGCCAAGAUGAAUCGAUAUCGAAUAUGAUGACGCGUGGCGCUGGAGUGGUUCUACAGGUCGACAUGCGCAAGCAUUGACAACCCUGGUCUAAUGUGCAUCAGGGCAGAAUUUUGAAUCUUCGAGUCGUUGUCGUGCGUCAGCAUUGCUUGCUUGAUUUACGUGGCAAAUUUCCGGCAGCUCUUGAUGGUUCUUUCAAACAAAAUUUCUCUAUUUCAGGUGCGGAGCAGAAGGAGGGCGCGGAGAAGGAGCAGCCUGUUUUUUCUGCUUUGCAAAAGAAGGAAAAGCCCUGCGAGGGCAGCGCACAGAAGGGCUGCAGGAAGACUGCACAGGACGAAGAGGAACACGAAUUUGCGGCAGCGAGGAAGGAUGAACAUCGCAGUGCGACGAACACGCAUGACAAACCGGACGGCGGGAACUUCCACGGGGACGGAGAGGAAGGGGCUGCUGUUGCCGGUGCGGAGCGGAAAGAAACCGGUGGUGUUGAAAACGUUGGCGAUUAUUUGCACGGCGGCAGUGCCGGUAAGGGUUUACUAACGCGCCUCGCCUAUUGGCAAGAAAGUCAAUAUUAUGUGUUUUCUGUGCGUAGUCAAUUUUAUCGUCGUGGGAUCCUAGUACGUAGUAGGUAGUUGUUAGUAGUUCUGUACGUAGCUUCAAUUCCAAUUCGUGGAACGGAAAGGAAUUCGUCGCGUCAGUGUUGACGCGUCACUGCUUCCAAAAUUACCACGAUAUCAGGUGCUUGGGGCGAAGGAUCUGGAGAAAAACUGGCGUCGGGGUUUGUCGAAAAUGGGAACGGCGUGGAUGCAGGGAGUUUGGAUCCUCUUGCCUGGCUAAAAAACAAGCCAGAGACGAAAUGGGAGUUUCGCAGAAAGGCUGGGCUUCACGCACUACUGCCUGACCCGCAGGUCGGAGCGAGUCAGGACACCGACGAUGGAGCACAAACGAGAGAAGAAAUAAUAUAUGCGGAACGUAGUAAAUUGCGGAGACAAGCUCACGCGUCUUCGAUUAAGCCGCUGGCCGAUAUCCGGUCUCUCGAAGCAUCUGCGGUAAAAGUUGAAGAGCAAUUCAAGAAGAAAAAAAAGCUGCUCCGGGGCGAGAGGACGAAGGAGCGCGCGGUGUAUUGGUUUCUCAAGUAUUUAGCGAUAGAAGCGAGGCAGCGAGAGUUGGGAGCAGCAUCAGUUGGAGACGAUACCUCAAGCGAAGACGGAGAACUGCCAGUUGUACGCGGAGUAACCCCACUCACAACCGUUGAACAGCUUCAACGCGUCGUCAAGGCAAUGCUCGACAUCUGCGAUACCGAAAUCCUUGUGAAAAAAGGUGCUAACGGAAAGUGGCAAUCCAGCAUGUUGGGCACAGUGGCAGUGGUAGCGCUCGGGCACCAGAACAUCCUUAAUUAUUUUAAGCACACGUUCGAUGCUGGUCUCGCUCCAGGUCAAAUAUUGAACGGCGCGAGCGGUCUGCAAGACUAUCUUCUGCAACACGGCAGACAAGAUCAAGAAGAGCGCCGACGGCAAAAGGCGGAAAGCUUGACGGCGAAGGAACAGGAAGGAAUGACUGGUUUUAUGGUUUAUGAGACGGCAACUGCCGUAAUUGCACGACUGCGAACAGGGCAGGACAGUGAUUCUGGUGACGAGAAUUUUUUAGAGCCGCGACACCUGAACCACCCAAACAUGACUCGCGAAGAAAAACAUCAGUACCAACAGGCAACCCCUCCACAGAGCGAUUGA
Amoebophrya sp. A120 is the source of this 3959-nucleotide messenger RNA. The record is from the annotation of a GenBank genome assembly. NCBI's taxonomy places the organism in Eukaryota, Dinophyceae, Syndiniales, Amoebophryaceae.